Hydra vulgaris (swiftwater hydra) is the source of this 1781-nucleotide messenger RNA. RefSeq names its product glutamic acid-rich protein. The record is from RefSeq and is a predicted model, not a curated record. NCBI's taxonomy places the organism in Eukaryota, Metazoa, Cnidaria, Hydrozoa, Anthoathecata, Hydridae.
AAAAUGAAAAAGCAGUUUAAAAUAUUUUCUGAAAAUAUGUUUAGAAAACAACACUCACAAUAUGAAAACAAUAACCGAGAUAAUAUUCGCAUUCAAUUUAAUAGUUAGUCUUUCUGGUAGAAGCAUUAGCAAUAAACAACCAGCAGAUCUAUAUCAAGGACUAAAUGGAAAUAAUGACAAAGAACUUAUACAUAAAAGCGUAAGAAACGUUAAUGAAGAAGGUAGUUAUAUAUCUAAUUUAAAUGAAAAAAGUAAAAAAACCAAAGGUGCUGAUAAAAAAACCAAAGUUUUUAAUGAAGAAAUAGAAGACUUAGUUGAAGAAACAUAUGAAAAAAAAGAAGAAGAAGCAAAAGAUGAAGGUAAAGAAGAAACAAAAGAUGAAUAUGAAGGUGAAGAAGAAACAAAAGAUGAAUAUGAAGGUAAAGAAGAAACAAAAGAUGAAUAUGAAAGUAAAGAAGAAGCAAAAGAUGAAGAAAUAAAAAACUUAGUUAAAGAUGAUAAAGAAAUAAAUGAUGCAAACAAGGAAACUCAAAAUGCAUACGAAGAAACGAAAAAUCUUAUUAAGGAAACAAGAGACGAUGAAAAAGACGAAGACGAGGAAAUAAAAGAUAUAUUUAAAGAAAUAAAAGAUUCUGAAAAUCUAGUUAAAGAAGUAAGAGGUAUUACUGAACAAACAAAAGAUGAGGACGAAGAAGCUAAAGAUGCUAACGAAGAUUUAGAGUUUCUAAUUGCAGAAACAUGGAAAGAAGAAACAAAAGAUGCAGAUGAAAAAGCAACAGAUUCUGUUAAAGAAAAAAAAAAUUCAAUCAAAGAAUUAACAGAUUCAGAUAAAGAAACAACGGAAUAUGACCAAGAAACAACAGACAUUUAUGAAGAAGCAAAAAGCUUUACUAAUUUAAAAAAAGAAACUGAUAAAGAAAAAAAAAGAUCUAAUGAAGUAAUGAAAAACUAUAUUGAAGAAACAGAAGAUACUGAUGAAGAAACAAAAGAUACCAAUGAAGAAAAAGAAAAUACCAAUGAAGAAACAAAAGAUACCAAUAAAGAAACAAAAGAUACCAAUGAAGAAACAGAAGAUACCAAUGAAGAAAACAAAGACAUAGCUGAAGAAACAGAAGAUACUGAUGAAGAAACAGAAGAUACCAAUGAAGAAAAAGAAAAUACCAAUGAAGAAACAAAAGAUACCAAUAAAGAAACAAAAGAUACCAAUAAAGAAACAGAAAAUAUCAAUGAAGAAAAAAAAGACAUAGCUGAAGAAACAGAAGAUACUGAUGAAAAAACAAAAAGUUCCAACGAUAAAACAAACGACAGUGACGAGGAUGAAAAUUUUCCAACUAAACCAGUUUAUAACGAAGCCGCUAAACAUCAAACUGUCAAAAAAAAUUUUGAAGAUUCCGAAGAUUCGGAAGAAAAUGUAUAUACUUUUACUAAAAUUAAUCUCCAGCCAAAUGAAAGAAAAAUUAUACAAAGCGAAAAAAACAACGAUAAAUUUAAAAAUGAUAAUAUAAAAGAAUACACCUCAUCAGUUGAUAAGCAAAUCGAGGAAGGCAAACGCUUGAUCAAAGAGUUAGAAAUAUUAAUGAGCGUUGAAAACAACGGAGUGGGGAAAAACUUAUGAAAAACUUAUGAAAAAAUUUAAAGGACGGAAGAUUGGCAUCAUAAACCGAGUAAAUUAUUAUUAAUGUUGUUUGCGUUAAUGUUCAAGCCAAUGUUCAACAUCGGAAGAACAUUGAAUUUUGUAAUACUAAUUGUAAUGUUGAUUGUAAUUAUAAUUGUUUUUUGAA